AAAACAUUUCAUUUCAAUACCAACAGCAACAACGAGUAAGCGCAUUUCUCGUGACUCUAUUUAUUCUGUCUCUGCGUUUGGGGUGAAAAUCACCUACGACGCGUUCCACAGCACCACACUCUGAGUCUGCGUCAAUGGGUUCUGACGGAGCAACCUCGGCGGCGAACAGCCGCAGGAAACCGUCGUGGAGGGAGAGAGAGAACAACAGGAGAAGAGAGAGACGGAGGAGAGCCAUAGCGGCGAAGAUUUACGCGGGAUUGAGGUCUCAGGGGAACUAUAAUUUGCCUAAACACUGUGAUAACAAUGAAGUCUUGAAAGCUCUCUGUGUUGAAGCUGGUUGGACCGUUGAAGAAGACGGCACAACCUAUCGAAGAGGAUCAAGGGCAGCAACAUCAGGCGAUGGAGCCGGAGCUUGUACCAGAAAUAACCUAUUUUCAUCGCAAAAUCCAAGUCCUCUUUCGUCGUCAUUUCCAAGUCCAAUCCAUUCUUACCAAGUUAGCCCGUCCUCUUCUUCGUUUCCGAGCCCGACUCGUAUGGAUACAAAUAAUAACCCAUCAAAUUUCAUUCCAUACGUUCGCAACGUUUUCCCCAACAUGUCUCUCCCGCCUUUGAGAAUAUCAAACAGCGCACCUGUGACGCCGCCUAUCUCAUCACCAACCUCGAGAAAUCCCAAACCCAUGAUCCCCACAUGGGAUUCAAUCGCCAAAGCAUCGAUUACUUCCUUCAAUCACCCUUUCUUUGCAGCUUCUGCACCGUCUAGCCCGUCGCACCGUCACCUUUAUACACCACCUACUAUACCUGAAUGUGAUGAGUCUGAUACUUCCACUAUCGAGUCUAGUCAGUGGUUGAACUUCCAAGCCUUUGCAGCUUCUGCUAAAUCAUCGGUCUCUCCUACAUUGAACUUUCUGAAACCUGUAAUUAACGAGCCGCAUAACAUGCUGCCUGAAAACAGAAUGCAAGAGAUGAGGAUUUCAGAGCCCGAGUUCGGAGCACAGGUGGUGAAGCCUUGGGUUGGAGAAAGGAUUCAUGAAGUUGGGUUGGAUGAUUUGGAGCUUACUCUUGGAAAUGGAAAGGCGCCUAGUUAAUGAAAACUAGUAUAUGCUCUUGUAACGGUAGCCGUCCGGCUUUCAUUUCUUUUGAGAAAUAGAGAGGAUCUGAGCUCUUUUAUUUUAUGAUUGAAUCUAUUAUUCAAAACUCUCAUUGAUUCCCUUUUUUUAACUUAUAAUAUAUAAAUAUCUUUCAAUCU
Messenger RNA from Vicia villosa (hairy vetch), 1246 nucleotides. Its product is annotated as protein BRASSINAZOLE-RESISTANT 1. Gene Ontology annotation, molecular function: DNA-binding transcription factor activity. The record is from RefSeq and is a predicted model, not a curated record. Bases 135 to 1085 code for a protein of 316 amino acids. Gene Ontology annotation, biological process: brassinosteroid mediated signaling pathway; DNA-templated transcription. Lineage: Eukaryota; Viridiplantae; Streptophyta; Magnoliopsida; Fabales; Fabaceae. The transcript is spliced from 2 exons.